This is a messenger RNA of Moneuplotes crassus, 612 nucleotides long. The record is from the annotation of a GenBank genome assembly. Lineage: Eukaryota; Ciliophora; Spirotrichea; Euplotida; Euplotidae.
AUGUUAGCCAACAGAGUUCUCAGGAAGAGCUAUAUGUCUAAAUGCUCUGCAAUGAAUAGCCUCACAAAGACCACUUUGAUGGGAUAUCACACUAUUGGAAAAUCGAAGAAUAGUUUGGUCAAAGAAGAAUCAGUUAAUGUCUAUUUGGGCCAAGAAUAUGAAGAAUUGAGUAAUAUUUCUUCAGAGCAAUGGUUUAAUGGUAUUACGAGGAGCACUGCUGCUAAUAAGUACGUCUCUUUGUUGCCAUUUUUCAUGGAAGCCAGAUUUAAGCAGAAAAGUUUUGUGUUAAGAAUGGACCUUCUUCCAGAAAGUGAAUAUUUGAAGUUUUAUACUUUGACUCUUAGUGGAAUUGCAGAGAAAUAUGAAGCUAUUAAAAAUAUUGUCCCAGUGACUAGGUAUGACUACCGUGCAAUUUAUGGUAGGAUCCUUAUGAAACAAAACACCAUUCUUGAUCUCGAUAUGGUUUAUGGAAAUUACGGUACUCACGACCUCUACAUUUUUGACAAAUCUGGUGAAUGGAAGGACGAAGGUAUCAACCAUGAAAAACUCAGCCUCGAAAAUACCUAUAACGAGACCAACUGGUUCGAUGAGUUCACACCUCCAGCUUAUUAA